AUUGUUUUAUAUGUAUUUUAUUAUUUUGUUGUUUCCCUUCAACGUGACUUUACCGAAAAAACUAAGAAUAUGAACACGUUGAACUGUUGCCUGUUAUGCCUGUCACAGACCGCUGGAAAGGAUCAAGACAUCCAGCAGUUAAAUGCCAGCCCAGAGGAAGACCAGGAGGUGCCUUCACUGGCAGAUAUCAUGUGGAUAAUGGACGAUGAGGGCGAGACCUUUAGCAGACUCCGGUCAGAGCUCAGGCCGGGCAAGCAGAAUCGCCGCACCAACUCGCUCGCGUCGCUGCGCAAGGUUUUCUCUUCCCCGUGCAUGCGUGGGCGGCCCGCGGGCGCCCGGCCCCCGCUCGCCGAGGAGGACGCGCCCUCUCGCCCCCGUCUGGAGGAAGAGCUGAGCCACCUGCGCGCGCAGAUUGCGCUACUGCUCGCCCGCAAGCCGGCCCCGCAAGCCUCGCCAGGCGCCGAGGACCAGUCGUGCAGCGUGCCGGCCGGCCUGGCGUGGGUUCUGGGCUCUGAGGAACACAGUGACGACGAAGACGAGACGCCAAACGGACACCUUGGUCCCCUGAGCAACGCUCAGUCUUACAGUGGCACCGCACUGACGGACAACGAGCGCCAACCAACCGACCCGGCGUCCGUCAUCACGGAGGCCGUCAAGCUCAAGUUUUCGAGUCCUUCCUGAGGAGACCUCUCGUCUUCCCCCCCCCCCCUCUAGUGGCAGGAGGUGGCACUGCCCACGUGGGGAAGUGUUUUUCCAACUGAGAGUGAGUGAGAUUCGCGUCCGUGAGCCGCGUGGCGUAUGAUCCCGUUGCCUUUCCCCCUCGAUGCACCUUUGAUCAUUGCCAAUGUGAACGCACAUUUGCUUGCCUGCACGUGUACUUGCCUGUGUUUUAUUACCCUCUACUGCACCAUACGCUCUGACCUCAACCCUAAAAUGGCCAAUCUGUAUCGCACACACUCGGAUGGAUUCAGUUCACACCAUAAAUUGAGAGUGAACUCAUAGCGUCAAAAAGUUAUUUUUGGACGGCCACGUGUUACGUGCCAGUCAUUAAUCACUUGUGGAAAGUGACCAGAUUACAAUGUGUGUAAACAAGCUUCUUUAUAAAAUAGCAUACAAAAUCAGUUAAUUCUGGCGAAUGGCAUUUUUCUUAAAAAGAUUCACGGUAAAACGAGGAAGAUGGAGAUCAGGAAAAACUGGCAUCACUAUUUUCAUCAUUCAUAUACCGUAAUCGCUUUUUAACUGUUACUUUUUUAAGUUUGGCUUGAGGAAGCCUUCUAUCUUCUGGCUCGAUGCAGGCCUUUAAUUUCAACAAGCAUCCAUUGUUUUAUAUUUAACGUAUUUGAAAGUUGUGAAUUGUUAUCCAGCUUUAUAAAAAUAACAGGUGAUAAGAGAACAAUAUGAUCGAAUCUUUCGCAAAAUGUACCUAAGAUUAAGCGCGCACUAGCUAACCGUAUACAUAGCCUCGGGAAAACUCUUGUUUGUGAUGGUGUACAUGGAGAAUGUCGUAAAUAAGAUAACUCGUAUGUAAAACGAGUUGCCUGGCAGGUGAUAUCAGGUGAAUGGUGGAAGGUGUUUGCAUGACUUCCCAGUGCCUCUGUGUGUGAUUCACAUAGUGUGGCUUAGAGGCAUCCCUGCAUUAAUGUCACUGAAGCGUCGAGGAGUUCACCCUUACUUGGCUGCCGUCACCCAGAUGGUGUUAAUCAUUAAUCUAAAUUCUUCAAGGUAUUUAUAUGAGCGGGAUAGAAAAAGACUAACACCUGCCGGGUUCCGCAGCAGCAUGGGCCAAGAGCAAGGAUGCGCUUCCAUCUACGAUCACGAGCACACAUGUGAUGAUGUGUCUCAUGCAAUGUAUGAUACACCGCUGUCUCAAAUCGUAGCGGAUCCUCAAUAAUGUGGCGAACGGUGGACCUGCUAACCUCUGCAGAAAGCAGCAGGCUUAGUUGACGCGGUCACAGAUAAGCAGGAUUCUCCUGUGCCAUGAUUUGCAAACAUGUAAAUCAAGCAUUUUUAUUAUGAAUACUUCUACCGCUGGUGGCUUCUCCGCUGUGUGCGUGCUCGUAUAUAGUCGCAAACGUCACCCGUCGACAGCUACCAGCCAAGUUGUGAUGCCCGAAAUGUUCAAUCGUGAAGCUAAUAUUUUCGUCAAACGUACAGUUUAUAAAAAGAUUAUCUUCUAAUUUGUUACAACAACAAAAAAAAUCGCAGUAUAUCUAAUUUAUACAUGUGUACAUUGGUCACAAGUGAGACAACUUCAAUGACUGCCUUGUUUGCCUUUCACUCAUGAACACACAACACAUGCACUGUGACGCGUUCACUCGUGCAGUCGCGUGUCUUUUAACCUCGUGGCCUCUCUUUGCGUGUGAUGUUCAGUAUUAAUUGUAAUCAAAAUAGUGCAUUGUCAUAUCUUGUUCGCUUGCUGUGAUUUUAAAACUAUCCUUCGAUCGUUUUAUGCUAUUGGUGAGCGCGUGAAUAAAGCGAGUUGAAAAGCUCACGUUUACCUGA
Messenger RNA from Petromyzon marinus (sea lamprey), 2502 nucleotides. The record is from RefSeq and is a predicted model, not a curated record. NCBI's taxonomy places the organism in Eukaryota, Metazoa, Chordata, Hyperoartia, Petromyzontiformes, Petromyzontidae.